AUGUAUAGAGGAAGAGGUAAUAGUAAACGUGGUAGAAAAAACCGUUAUGAAUUUUACAAACGCGAUGAUCGAUACAGAGAACCAGAAAGGAAAAGGUCGAGAUAUUCGUCAUUUCACUAUGGUCAAUCUGAGAGCAGAGAAUAUGAUCAUCGACAGCAGUCUUACGAGAUAAAUCGGCAUGAACACUACAAAUAUAAUCAUGAUUAUGGCAGUCAAUCAAAUGGUUCAUAUAAUGAGUCAAGGUCAUAUCCAAAUUUGCCAAAUCGGCUUGGUAAUUAUCCAGAAAGAGUAUCUGGUAAUGUAAGUACAAAUAAGUUUUCAGAUUCUAUUCAGAAAAGACAAGAAACUAAUGGUUCGACUUUUGCAAAUGUUGAAACCCCUUUAAAGUCUUCGCGAGAGUCGAGAUCUAGUUCCCCGAAUGCUGAUAAAAGACUUGCUAAUUUGGACCACCAAGAAACUGCAACUAAGCCAAAAAAGGCUUUGGGUGGUACGCAAAAAACAAAAAUGAAGUUCAAAAAGAAAGCAAUUACAAGGAAAAAGAUGCUAGGCGGUAUAAAAUUGAAGAAGGCUUUAUUGAAUAUGGAUGUGAUUGAGGACGAUGUUAAAAGUUCCCCGAUACCAAAAAAUGCAGCAAAUGUAUUCAAGCCAAAGAUAUCUUCCUUAAAACCAAUCAAACAUGAUAGUACUGAUCUCGACUUAUAUCUGAGAAAUUUAAAAGCAAAAAAGGAUAAAGAAUUGGGAGGGCACGAGAUUUUUUCCGAUGAUGAAGAUGGUGAUGUUAGGGAGACUGAUACUCUUCCUUAUGAAUAUGAUCAGGUCCAACAUGAUUCUAAGAAGAAAGACAAGCAGAAAUUACCCGUAUUUCCACAAUCCAAGAGAGAGAUGGUUAAGUCAUUGUAUGAAGAGUCCUCGUUUAUUUCGAAUAUGACUGAUGAGGAGGUUUCCAGUUUGCGAAUUCAAAAUGCUAUAGUUAUUCAUGGCAAUAAUCCGGUUAGAUCGAUUCUCACAUGGGCACAGUCCGGAUUUUCGUCUAAUAUAUACGAAGUCCUGAUGAACUUGAAGUUUGGAUCACCAACUCCGAUUCAAGGAGAGGCCCUUCCAAAUAUUAUGAGUGGAAGAGACUUUAUAGGUAUAGCAAAGACGGGUUCAGGAAAAACUUUAGCAUAUCUUUUGCCCAUGUUCCGACACAUUUUGGCAAAUGUUGGCCUGAUGAAAAGAUCGGAAACGAGUAAUUCGGUUCGACAUUCUGCAAGUCAACCUUUGGCUCUAAUACUAACACCUACUCGUGAAUUAGCAACGCAGGUUUUUAAAGUGUGCCAACCUUUUCUCUCAUCCUUGCAUAUACAUGGUCAGUGCUGUUAUGGUGGACAGUCAAUUAGUCACCAGAUAUCUGGAUUGAAAGUACAGGCUGAUGUUAUAGUAGCGACACCUGGGAGACUUAUUGAUUUGCUAGGAGCAAAUAAUGGUAAGAUACUUUCACUCUCGGAUAUUUCGUAUUUCGUCUUAGACGAGGCAGACAGGAUGUUUGACAUGGGAUUCGAACCUCAAGUUGAAAAAGUCGCCCGUUUGAUGAUGAAGCACAGACAAACGGUUCUUUUCUCAGCAACGUUUCCUCCCAAAGUUGAACGACUAGCCCUGAGAUUUUUAAAUGACCCGGUCAGAGUUUCUGUCGGUAUAAGAAACCUAUUGAGUAAAGAUAUUGACCAGAAAUUCUUGGUUUUGGAUCCAGAUGAUAAGUUUCCAGAACUGCUUCGUAUUCUUGGAGAAUUCAAAGCAAAAGAUGCCAACGGGAAGGUUCUUGUUUUUGCAGAUACGCAGAAUAGCUGUGACAGAUUGGUUCAGUGGCUCAGCAAGCGUGGAUAUCCGUCAUUAUCUCUUCACGGUGGUCUCGACCAAUCGGAUCGUGACGAAAUUAUCACAGACUUUAGAAAUGGUGUCAUUGAUAUUUUGGUUGCAACUUCAGUGGCAUCGAGGGGUUUGGAUAUUGAUAACUUGAACAUGGUGAUAAAUUUCUAUGCACCUAGCCACAUGGAGGACUAUAUACACCGAGUUGGCAGAACUGGACGUGCGGGAAGGAAAGGUAAAAGUUAUACUAUGAUUACGCAUACUGAGGAGAAGGCUGCAAGUGAUAUUGUAAAAUUAUUGGAGCUCUCUAGCAUGCCAGUUCCUACUGAUCUCCAAAAUAUGUCAACAUCAUUUAGGGAAAAGGUGAAGGCCGGAAAGGCAAGAUUCAGUGGGGGAUUUGGUGGAAAAGGUCUAGAAAAGUUGGAGGAGCUUAGAGAGGAAAAGAGAAAGCAGCAAGAACAGAUUUAUGAUGACAAUGAUAAAGUUAACGAGGAUAAAGUGAAUGAUAAACAGCAUGAAAAGUCAAAUGAUAAAAUUGCAGGAAAUGAAAAUAAGAAAACACCUGAAGGAGAAUCACUUCCGGCCAACUUCUUUGCAGAGCCAGCUGCUCCAGGGGCGGUUCCAUUUCAUGCAAAAAUUGAAAUCAACGAUUUAUCUCCACGUGUCCGUUGGUCAGUUGCCAAUGCUAAUACAUUGAAGAAAGUGAUCGAUCAAACUUCCGUUGCUAUAACAAAUAAGGGCCGGUUUUAUCCACCAGGAAAGAUUCCAAAGGCUGAUGAUACUCCCAAGCUUUAUCUUUUGGUUGAAGGCAGUGACGAGUUGAAAGUGAAGCAAGCAAUGGGAUUAUUUAACGAGGCAUACACUGAGAGUCUAAAUGCGGAAAGGGGCAGACAUUAA
Brettanomyces bruxellensis is the source of this 2742-nucleotide messenger RNA. RefSeq lists its product as uncharacterized. Gene Ontology annotation, molecular function: RNA helicase activity; nucleic acid binding; ATP binding. NCBI's taxonomy places the organism in Eukaryota, Fungi, Ascomycota, Pichiomycetes, Pichiales, Pichiaceae. The transcript has a single exon. Bases 1 to 2742 code for a protein of 913 amino acids. The record is from RefSeq and is a predicted model, not a curated record.